CACGUUUGUUUGAAUCCAGACGAGCUGCUGCUGACGUGACACGUUUGAUAAAUGAGCUGUGACACGCAGUGCUGGGCUGAUAAAAGACAACAGGGUUCAUCUUGAUUCUCUGCUGCAGCUAAUGGGAUUACGGGCUCUUGUUCUUUUACUGAUGCAAUUAAAACGUGGAGGCGAUUCAGAGCGUUCAGCCAGCGACCUAAUUGAAUGCGUCUCCUAAAGAGGCCUUAACGCCCUGUUUGCAUAAAGGACAAUUAACCCGCAAUAAAUGACCGGGAGUCUUGAAAACAAGACUUGUAGUGUGGUUGUAGGAGGCUUCUGCAAGCAGCUCGAAGUCGUCUAGUUUUCUGUCCAAACCCGAGUGUUGGGUCACUUCUGAUUGCAGGGACGCGUUCAGCAAGCGGCGCCUUGUGUGAGGAGGCUCGGGCUCUCUGGAGGGAUGGGGGCUGUUUUUGUGUGGGGGGUGCAGCGGGGUAACAGAAGCCCUCCUCUCUCCUCCCUCCCCUCCCCUCCCCUCCCCUCCCCUCUCCUCCCUCCUCCUGCCCUCCUGGCCGCUCUCGGACCAUUGUUGUUGUGCCUGCCGUUCGCGGAGCAGCAGUGUGCUGCGGGAGGGUCGCUGUGUGAAGGACGCACUCGUUCGCUCCGCUCUUGUCAGUCUCUCUGCUGUACGGUCGGACUGAGGAGGCUGAGCUCCACGUUUCAGCGGCGGAGCUCACAUCUCCACCGGAUUAAACCCACCAGGCGAGGAGGAUCUACGGGAGCGCUGCGUAAAGACGCACGUUAAGAGUUUAACCAAGAGGGGACUGUGGGCUGCGGGGCACGUUUUGUCACCGUCUCUUAUCUCUGUCGAUCUCUUUCUCUCGCCGUAUCGUAUCUUUUCUGUUUCUUAACCAACGUUUUCAGAGCGAGAAGGGACUAGUUUUCACUCGCGCUCUCGCUCGGUUCGCUUUGAUUUCUCUCCAUGGAUUUAGCGCCCUGAGCGGCCGGCUGCAGUGGACUUUGCCCAGGGGAUCGCAGCUCCUUCCUCCGGCCAGCAGCAGAGCCCGGCAGCUGUCGUUCGUGUUCCAGGGGGGCUGUUUUUGAUGGAUUUAUAAGCUCGGCUUUGUUUUCAGCUCACACUUUGCUUUGGAAAAAGACGCAAGGGCUCCAAAUGAGGAUUUCAGUAUUGACCCGCGUCGACCGGGACGAGGAGUGAGUUGUCCCCUGCUGCCAGUCAUCAGUGCGAGGACACACCGGGAGGAAAGGAUCCAGCUUUAGUGACAUUGUGGGUUUCUGACGUUUUCCGAUGCCAGAGACCGGAGUGUGAGGCCCACCCCAGGCUUCAAAAAGAACGUUUGUGCCCUUUGACCGCCAGACAAACGCAUCACGUCGAGAAGAUGGAGAAGGUCUGCACGUUCUGCGUUCUCCUGCUCUGUCUGGUGGGCAGAACCUCGGCCAGGGCCGUCGACGAAGGAAGAACCAAAGAUCUUCGGGUCUCCAGGCCUCUGAUAGUGCCGGGUUACCCAGAAAACACCACGGGCGUGGUGGGUGGUCAGGCCAAGCUGGUGUGUAAAGUCCACCGGCCUGCGUCCACCAAAGUGCAGUGGCUGAAGGCGGAGGCCAGCGCACCAAGCCAGAGCCAGGGAGGACCGCCUCGCCUUCGGGCUCUGACGGCCCUGGAGAGCAACGCGUCCAAGGUGAACACUUUGCAUCUAUCCAACAUCACUCUGGAGGAUGCAGGAGAGUACAUCUGCAUGGCCGAGAACACCCACGGGGGUCAGAUGGUACAGGCCAUGCAGUCGGCGUGGCUGGAGGUCCUGCCUGGCACAAUCAUCUCCCAAACUGUGGACCUGGCUGCUUCUGAAAUCCCCCCAGAUGUUCUUGAGGAACUGAAUGAAGACACGUCAGAGCAUCUUCUGCUGGAGCCGGGCAACGUCCUCAAACUGCGCUGUGACAUGAGCACCCGACCCGGCAUGGCUGUGAGCUGGUACAAGGAGGGAAGCCGGGUUCUGCCCACGCCCCGCAUCCAGAUGCGCGGCGCCAUCAUGGAGAUCACAGACGUAACGUACGAGGAUUCAGGCGUUUACGUUUGUGUUCUCCGAGGAAACAAAGAGCCUGUGAGGAACUUCACCAUCACUGUGGCAGACUCGUUGGGGUCGGGGGAUGAUGAUGAGGACAACGGCUUGGAGGACUCGUCGGCUGAGAUCGAAAAUGAUCAAGUUUACUUCUCCAGAGGUCCCUACUGGACCCACACACAGCGCAUGGAAAAGAAGCUGUAUGCCGUUCCUGCAGGGAACACAGUGAAGUUUCGUUGUCCCGCCAUGGGCAGCCCCAUGCCAAGCAUUCGCUGGCUCAAAAAUGGCCGUGAAUUUAGAGGAGAGCACCGCAUUGGAGGCAUCAAGCUGAGACACCAGCACUGGAGCCUGGUGAUGGAAAGUGUUGUGCCUUCAGACAGAGGAAACUACACCUGCGUGGUGGAGAACAAAUAUGGCUCCAUCUCUCACAGCUACGUCCUCGAUGUCCUCGAACGUUCCCCACACAGGCCCAUCCUGCAGGCAGGCCUGCCAGCCAACACCACAGCAGUGGUGGGCAGUGACGUCCAGUUCCAGUGCAAAGUCUACAGCGACGCCCAGCCGCACAUUCAGUGGCUCAAACACAUAGAAAAGAAUGGUAGCCGCUACGGCUCUGAUGGGUCGCCCUACGUUCAGAUCCUGAAGACCGGCAGCCUGAACAUGUCAGAGGUGGAGGUGCUCUACCUGUCCAAAGUGACCAUGGAGGAUGCAGGAGAGUACACCUGUCUGGCUGGAAAUUCAAUCGGAUUUGCCCACCAGUCUGCCUGGCUCACCGUCAUCUCAGAGGAGGAAGCAGCAGACGCUAUGGACACCAUGGAGACCAAGUACACCGACAUCAUCAUCUACGCCUGCGGUUUCCUGGCUCUGAUCAUGGCCAUCGUGAUCGUGGUGUUGUGUCGAAUGCAGGUCCACCCCAGAAGGGAGCCGUUUGAUGCUCUCCCUGUCCAGAAGCUCUCCAAGUUUCCUCUUCGCAGACAGUACUCAGUGGAGUCCAACUCGUCAGGGAAGUCCAGUGCGUCGCUGAUGAGGGUGGCUCGCCUCUCGUCCAGCUGCUCCCCCAUGCUGGCUGGAGUCAUGGAGUUUGAACUGCCCUACGACCCGGACUGGGAGUUCCCCAGGGAGAAUUUAACGUUGGGCAAACCUCUGGGAGAAGGCUGCUUCGGUCAGGUGGUCAGAGCUGAGGCCUACGGCAUCAACAAGGACUGUCUGGAUCAGGCCACCACUGUGGCAGUUAAGAUGCUCAAAGAUGACGCCACAGACAAAGAUCUGGCAGACCUCAUCUCAGAGAUGGAGCUGAUGAAGGUGAUGGACAAACACAAGAACAUCAUCAACCUGCUCGGAGUCUGCACACAGGAUGGUCCUCUGUAUGUGCUGGUGGAGUACGCCUCCAAAGGCAGUCUGAGGGAGUACCUGCGGGCCCGGCGACCCCCAGGCAUGGACUACACCUUUGAUGUGACCAAGGUGCCCGAGGAGCAGCUCACCUUCAAAGACCUGCUGUCCUGUGCCUACCAGGUUGCCAGAGGGAUGGAGUACCUCGCCUCCAAAAGGUGCAUCCACAGAGAUUUGGCAGCAAGAAACGUUCUGGUGACGGAGGACAACGUGAUGAAGAUCGCUGACUUCGGCCUGGCCAGAGGAGUCCACCAGAUCGACUACUACAAGAAAACCACCAACGGACGGCUGCCGGUGAAGUGGAUGGCACCAGAGGCCUUGUUUGACAGAGUCUACACACACCAGAGCGACGUGUGGUCGUUUGGCGUGCUGAUGUGGGAGAUCUUCACGCUGGGCGGCUCGCCGUACCCUGGCAUCCCCGUCGAGGAGCUCUUUAAGCUGCUGAAGGAAGGACAUCGCAUGGACAAACCCUCCAACUGCACACAUGAACUUUACAUGAUGAUGCGUGAGUGCUGGCAUGCUGUUCCCACCCAGCGACCGACCUUCAAACAGCUGGUGGAGGAGCUGGACAGAGUGCUGCUGUCCAUCUCGGACGAGUACUUGGACCUGUCGACACCCUUUGAGCAGUACUCCCCGUCAUGCGAGGACACGUCCAGCUCCUGCUCCUCUGACAACGACUCUGUUUUUACCCACGAUGCCUUGUCCACUGACCCCUGCCUCCUGGGCUACCAGGACGUACGCUCCCGGAUAGACAUGAAGACGGCGCUCCGAUAGACACGCGACUGAAGACGCCCACACGCAUGCAGACACGAACACGAUGCUACAAAGGGGAAUCACAGCUUGGGGCUUUCAAGUAAUGCAACACAUCGUCUGGCGGCCAUAUUGGAGGUCCACAGCUGCAUUUCUAAAGUUAAAGUUUUUAUUCUCAUUAUGUUCUCCAGUGGAUUUCCAUUAUGGCACCAGACGAAGCCCUAAGACAGAGAUGGGCAUUUGUACAUGCACAUUAACACACACACACACACACACACACACGUGGAGCACUGAAGCACUGCUUCAACAGGUGAAGGUUUGAAGGAAAACAUUUCAUUGUGGGCAGCAGGAGAGAGGACAAACAAAACGUGGUACUUUGAACUAUCAGCUCUCGCACUCAACCCAACAGAACAGAACCUGGAACUCAAAACACCUUGAGAUGCUUUCUUUGAUCGGCUCUCCUUCAGAAGGGCGGUGGACAAAGAUCUCCUCACACAAACUCAACCCAAAACCCGGGCUUCAACCCUCGGUGAUAAAGACAUUUAAACAACAACAACAACAAAAAAGAUUUAUUUUGUUAUGAUAAAAAAGAAGAAACUGAUUGUUAAAUAUAAAUCUCUUUAUAUAAGAUUAUUUUACUUUUGUGUUGCUUAUUUAAAAAGAAAACGGUCUUAAAUCUCAGGAUCUCUUGUGCUAAGAAGUUGCUGUAGCGGCAGUGCCUGAAUUUAUGAUUUCCUGUGAAUAUAUUAGAAUAUUAAAAUAUUGUAUGUACAUAUCAACAGCAGAAAGACGAUUGCCUUUUAUAAAUUAUUCUGAAUGACACGAAAAUGAAGGUUAUUGGAGGCAAAAGGAAAGAGGAGUUUAAGUGCCAAACCCGUCGAAGCUUUCACAGCGUCUCCAUGUUCAGGUUUCAUUCCAAAACACCGACAGUUUAGACCUAAUGAUUUCCAGUGCUCUCCCAAAUGGAAAUGACCAAUUAAAACAUUGGAGACACUCAAAAAUACCAAACGAACAGCACACACACUUAAAAACUGGUUUACAUCAGCAACAUUUUGGACAAAAACAGCCUGUAUUUUGAGUCACGGCCAACUGAAGAACACAAAAUUCUCAUUUCCCAUCGACAAAUCAAACCUCAAAUCUGUGUGGUCAAAAAAAUUACGGAUGAGCCCUUAAAGAUGAAGUAAACUUGGGAAAUUUUGGAAUGAAACCCUCCAUUUGCAAUAAACUGCUUUGACCUCCAGCCCAACUAAACAGUUUGUGGUUAAACAGCAGAAUGAGCCCAGUUCUAGUUGCCAUUGUUGGAUGAAAACCACCAUUUUGUUUUAGUCUCAUGAACCGCAACGUAUUUGUUAUGUUUUAAAAUGCGUUUUCAAAGACCCCAAAGGUCAUGAUGUAAUGCACUCAUUUACACGUGUGUGCAACCAGGUAGACUUUGAGACGACAUGACGUGGUCUUCCUCUAACAGCAGCUUCACUCUGUCAGUGUCCAGGGUGGGACUCGUCCUGAAAGGAGGACUGGAGAUUCAGCAUGGGGACUCUGUUGGGGAGCUGGCCCAAGCCCACUGUUACUGCUGACAAGGAGGGGAGGCCUGGGGAGGCCUGGGGAGGGAGGGAGGGUGAGGGUGGGGGGCACUGAAUGUGAAAGCCAGUGUGAUUGAUUUCAAAUAGGAGAGGAGGGGGAGGGACACUCUUUGUCUGGCUGUAACCCUUCACCCAGCCCAGUCUGUUGGCGAGGGGUCCUCAAGUCCGCAGCCUGGACGGACAAUGAAGGCUUUGCAGGCUCAAUGGGUGUGACUGUGGACCAGAGGGAGCUCUGGGGGGCUGCUGGUGUGGGGAUAGCUUGGGCUUGUGUGCAAAUGAAGAGGCUCUUAUUAUGAUAAUGUGUCCUCUUCUCUCCCAAAUGCCCCUAUCUUUAUCCCCAUAGCCACCAUCUUUUAACUUACAAAUCUUAAUUCAGAUUCACCACUGCCACCUGGGCCAGCUGCAGGGGAGUCCCCUGUGGGGUGAAAUGCCAACCGAAUCCCAGUCCACCUCCUGAAUCUGACCACAAACAAAACCCAGUGACACAAAGCAGAUCGAACUGUAUGAUCAGUUAAUAUCUUCCCCAGAUCGGACACUUUGCUUCUGGUCAAUAGUGAACAUGUACGUGUCCAAUUCAUUAAAAUGUCUCCUUCAGUCUCCUGAAAAAGAAAGAAAAGGUUUGGCUGCAUCACUGCUUGUAUUGUGCCAUAACUCUGUGGAGCCUUUUUUUAGUUCAGAUGUUUGGUUUCAUUCCCAAAUGUUCUAAAUGCAUCAUCAUUUUGUCAAUUUAUGUAUCUUUUCUCCUCAUUUCUUUACAUUUUAUGCUGUCAGCUGGUGUCUCUGAUGGACAUUUGGACCGAAGCUCUUUGGCUUCCAUACACGAAGUGUCCGGAUAAUCUCACAUCUUUACAUUCCAGCUAUCUGCUCUUCUCCCAGAUACAAACUGUAAACAAUCACAAUGUUCUUAAAACAUUUCCUCAAGAGAAUUAUUUUAGAAAUAUCUAAUUUAUUUGUUUAUUGUUUUGUUUUUAUAAGAAAUAAAGUAUAAUUUAAAAUAAA
This is a messenger RNA of Scatophagus argus, 6766 nucleotides long. RefSeq names its product fibroblast growth factor receptor 4 (gene fgfr4). Gene Ontology annotation, biological process: regulation of bile acid biosynthetic process; positive regulation of ERK1 and ERK2 cascade; multicellular organism development. Gene Ontology annotation, cellular component: signaling receptor complex. Bases 1374 to 4211 code for a protein of 945 amino acids. Lineage: Eukaryota; Metazoa; Chordata; Actinopteri; Scatophagidae. The transcript has 21 exons. Gene Ontology annotation, molecular function: fibroblast growth factor receptor activity; ATP binding; fibroblast growth factor binding. The record is from RefSeq and is a predicted model, not a curated record.